Messenger RNA from Zootermopsis nevadensis, 1176 nucleotides. Lineage: Eukaryota; Metazoa; Arthropoda; Insecta; Blattodea; Termopsidae. The record is from RefSeq and is a predicted model, not a curated record.
AAUCUGUUCUUGACCAACUCAGAAUGUCUUCAGUACUUCUCACAUGCCCACUAUGCUCCCAACCAGGUUUCCAAACAAUUGAUUCAUUAUGCUAUGGGCUCAUCAGUGCUGCCACCCGUCAAGUUGUGUGUCCUGUGUGCCAUGAUAUUCUGUUUGGUCUUGAUAAGUUUACAAUUCAUCUCUUUAGCCAUUCAGUACAACACCAGAAUGAGGAAAAUCACAGCAUCCUACCCACUCAUGUAUCUUCUACCAGCAGUACCACAGUAUCGCUAAAGCAGCAGGAUUCCUUACCUUCACAAACUAACAAUCCACUGAAAUGUACUAAAGCAGAUUUCAACACUAAAGUAAAAAAUAUGAAAGAAUUACCUUUUCCACAUGACCACACUAACAUCCCCUGUUGUAGAAACCAGCAAACUGCACCAGGAUCAUCAGCAUAUUGUACCAAGGAAAUGAAAAUUGAAGGUAAACUAAGAAUGGAAAACGUUGAUGAUAAACAGAGUUAUAAUAUUGUUUCUGACAUUGAUGAAGCAACAAAGAAGCCUGAGAUAAAUGCAAUUUGGGAAAAACAGUUAAGUAAUAAUAAAUCAAAUUAUGAAUACAGUAUUGUUGAUCAAAGCAGCAAUUUUAUUCUGCAUUCAUAUACACAAAGUAAUACUGAAUCAGUUACAGUGGAGACUACAAAUAAAUCUUCACAGACAGUCUCAGGAUGUCUGGAAACACCACAAUCACCAAUAAUCAGAAAUAUUUCUUCUUCAUUGGGUAGUAAGCCAAUGUAUCAUCCAUAUCACUGCAGUUCUGGAAACAUACCAAAAACAACACAGGAAAACUGUUCAGUCCAGUGUGCAGCUUUGCCAUCUGUACCGCCACCAUUACAAGAAAAACGGACACCACUUUCACCCACAGAUAAAGAAAUUACGGAAAUUAUAAGAUGUGAUAUUUGUGGUUUUUCAUUUGAAGAUUCAUCAAUAUUAGCAAUACAUCACCAGUUAGUACACUGUGUGGAAAGUGGCAGUGAAACACCAAAUCACAGAAUACAAGCUUCAAAUGGAACCAAACAAGGUUGGACUUUAGAUGAGAAACAUCCAUUUCCAUGUCAUCUCUGUUCAAAGGCAUUCAAGAUGCGUGGAAGCUUAAUGGUUCAUUUGAGAGUUGCCCAUAGCAGUGGUAUAGUAUCAG